UGGCUUAACAAUUUGAUUUUAUUAGUCGAAGAAAUACCUCGAAAUCAUUAUUAUCAAGAGUAUCCAAAAAAGGACAUGUCCACAACACGGGUUGGCAUUAGGGAUGCUGCGGAGACCCUCAGUCGAAUAGCUAUAGCAAAUGCAGGUUCAGCCGCUGGCGACUAUCGAGACCCAUCUUGGAUGUGGCCUCCACCAUUACAUCAACCCUACUGUAGGCUCCAUUUCCUCAAAGAGUGUUCACUUUACCAUUUGAAGGAGAACGAGAGCUUCAAGCGUAUGAUUGAAACAUGCACUACCAACCAUGACAAGCCUAGAAAGUGGCCCGCUGCACCAACACGAAUUCAACCGGCAAGACGAGCUCGUGAAAAAACUUGGAAAGAUCAGUCGGGGAUACAGGCGGAAAGCCGGAAUUCUAGUCCAUCACGAGGGGAUAAGUCCGACCGCUCACCUACCACCCUCGAGACCUGGUGUCAGCAGUUGCAACUUCAUCUUCCCUGGCCGAUUUACAAGACUAGGAUAGAGGCUCAGAUCGAGAGGCAUUCGAACGGAAUUAUUCGAGGCGACCAACCAGAAAGUAGCCAAGAGUUGGGCUUCCAAUGCCGCUACUGUAAAUUCGAUCCCGAAGUCAUCGACUUUCAAGGGUCUGCGCCCAGAAGGUUGGCCCCACCAGCGCCAAUGCACUUUAUCCUGCCAAGUGACAUGAGAGACGCGCAGAUAACGGGAUUCGGAGGCCUCAAAUUCGUAGUUGAUGUAUCUGAUGGAAAGGAGACGAUCGUCUUGCUAAUCAUGGAUAGACUAGAAGAUUUCACUGGUCAUCCGGAGAAAGUAGAACCGGUAGAAGAGUUGAAGUCGGCUAAAGGUAUUAAAUCUAGGAAAAGACGUUCAGUAGUUGAGUCCGCCGAUUCCGAUGAACCAGCUAGUGCGACACCGAAGAAGCGCAGGAGAAGGGGAGGAGAAUGAGGGCGUCUAGUAAAGGAAUAUAGUAUCCUAUAUCUCCAUAAUCACCAACAAUAGAGAAAUAGGCUUGGGUAAAGCUCUCCCUACCUGCCUACCUAUAUAGGUAGAAGGCUAUGAGGCAGAAUAAGUGCCCAUAUCCAGGUCAGUAUUCAUUCGAUAUGAUGAUUUCUUCAAGUUCUCCUCCCUCGUUUGAUGUUAGAUAGCGAGUUGCUCCAGUGUCAAUGCCAUUUAUUAAUUUUCUUUAUUAUGGCCAUGAUUCAUAAGCUAAGGUUGGUGUCAAGCACAGGAAAAAGGAUGCGUAUCGGCUUGGGGCAGUUGGAUCGAAGAGAAUUGACGAUAAGAUGAUGACCGAAUAGCGUUAUGGAGAAAUUGCUUGAUAUAUGAGCGACCUUCCUUCUUGAAUGAUUGUGUGAUUUUAUGUUUGUUUUCGAAAUAUCGGUUUAGUAUGGUUUGAAGUCAGACUCUGGUAAUGUUACAUUGCAGAAGACCGAGGCCAUAACUUAAUAACGUAUGGUUAGAGAGUCAAAAAGGGUGUAGAAGGGUCGGUCAAAGAUCACAAGGUUUCGUUUGCGUGCGAUGGCGUGCGAUCGCCAAGCAUCCACAAGAACCUCACGAAAACCCAGCCGCCUACAGUCUACAUAUACGU
Annulohypoxylon truncatum is the source of this 1603-nucleotide messenger RNA. RefSeq lists its product as uncharacterized. The transcript has a single exon. The coding region runs from base 76 to 960 and encodes 294 amino acids. Lineage: Eukaryota; Fungi; Ascomycota; Sordariomycetes; Xylariales; Hypoxylaceae. The record is from RefSeq and is a predicted model, not a curated record.